AUGGCUGAGUACACUUUAAAAGAUGAAGGUGGGAUGAAAACCGCUAAGCUUAAAGAGGAAAAGGAACUGUUAGAUAGGCAGCAACAUGCUGACACUGAAGCUCAAAAGAAUUUGGAAGAGAAUCUUAAACAACUAAAAACUCGGGAGUCUGAGCUGGAUUCGCAGGAAAAAAUAAUGCGAGAAAGGCUUAAAAAAAUUCUUGAUAGUUCUGCAAAGAAUAAGGAUGCUGUUGAAAAUUUGAAUACAAAACUGCGUGAGAUGAAAGAAAAACAUAAUGAAUCCAAGAGAAAACAUGAUUACUUGAAGAUAAGAAUUGACGAAGUAGAAAAUGAUCUAUGUGAAUUGAAGGCUGAUAGACAUGAAAAUGAGAAAGAUGCUAAAUUGUCUCGGGCUGUGGCGACUCUGAAACGCUUGUUUCAAGGAGUCCAUGGUCGCAUGACUAAUCUUUGUAGGCCAACUCAGAAGAAGUAUAACUUAGCCGUUACUGUUGCUAUGGGUAAAUUAAUGGACGCUGUUGUUGUUGAGGAUGAAAAGACCGGGAAGGAAUGCAUCAAGUAUUUAAAAGAGCAGAGGCUUCCUCCCCAGACAUUUAUUCCUCUACAAUCUAUUCGAGUGAAGCCAAUAAUGGAAAGAUUACGCACAUUAGGUGGUACAGCUCAACUGGUUUUUGAUGUGAUUCAGUUUGAUCCCCCCUUGGAGAAGGCAAUUCUAUUUGCUGUUGGGAAUACUCUUGUUUGUGAAGACCUUGAGAAAGCCAAACUUUUAAGCUGGAGUGGAGAGAGGUUUAAAGUUGUAACUGUGGACGGAGUUUUGCUGACGAAAUCCGGCACAAUGACUGGUGGCAUUAGUGGUGGAAUGGAAGCAAGGUCAAAGCAGUGGGAUGACAAGAAAUUUAAAGCAUAUGUUAAGAAAAAAGAGCAGUAUGAAUCAGAGCUGAAAGAGCUAGGAACAAUAAGAGAUAUAAACGAUAAAGAGUCUGGUACAGUGAGGGGAAAAAAUGAACUUGAAAAAAAAAUUCAAUAUGCUGAGAUUGAAAAGAGAAGCAUUGAAGACAAACUUUCCAAUCUUAGUCUCGAAAAGGGGACCAUCAAAGAAGAAAUUAAACGUAUUAGUCCAGAACUGGAGAAGUUAGGAGAUGCUGUUGAAAAGAGGAAUAUAGAAUUACUUACUCUUGAGAAAAGGAUAAAUGAAAUUACUGAUCGUAUAUACAGUGACUUCAGUAAGUCAGUUGGGGUUGCAAAUAUUCGUGAGUAUGAAGAAAAUCGACUCAAGGAUGCUCAAAAUGUAGCAGAGGAGAGGCUGAAGCUGAGUAACCAGCUUUCAAAGUUAAAAUAUCAGUUGGAGUAUGAGCAAAAUCGAGACAUGAGUUCAAGAAUUGAAGAAUUGAGAUCUUCCAUAAGUGAUUUGGAGAAUGAUUUAAAUCGGGUACAGAACAAAGAGGCCAAAGCAAAGUUAGCAGCAGAGAAGGCUACCGAAGAGAUCAAUCAGUUGAAGGAUGAAGCUAAAGAGUGGAAAUCGAAAUCAGAGGAUUGUGUAAAGGAAAUCCAGGAAUGGGAGAAGAAGAUUUCUGCAGCCACAACUAACAAAUCCGAACUGAAUCAUCUGAUAAAAUCUAAGGAGGCACAGAUUGAGCAGAUAUUGGGGCAAAAGAAGGAGAUAUCAGAGAAGUGUGAACUAGAGCAGAUUAGUCUUCCAACCAUAUCAGAUCCUAUGGAUACUGAUAUCUCAACUCCGGCUCCAGUUUAUGACUUUAGGACACUAAAAGAUAGGAAACACUCUGGCAGGGAUAAAAUAGAGGUAGAUCUUAAGCAAAAAUUGGAUGCAUUGAUAUCUGAGAUAGAAAGAACAGCACCCAAUUUGAAGGCAUUGGACCAGUACGAGGCUCUGCUUGAAAAAGAAAGAGCUGUAACUAAAGAGUUUGAAGCUGUCAGGAAAGUAGAGAAGGAAAAAGCAGAUCAGUUCAAUGCAGUAAAGCAGAAGAGAUAUGAUAUGUUCAUGGAUGCUUUCAACCAUAUAGCUGGUAAUAUAGAUAAAAUUUACAAACAACUUACAAAGAGCAACACACAUCCUCUGGCUGGAACAGCAUACCUAAAUUUGGAAAAUGAUGAUGAUCCGUAUCUACAUGGCAUGAAGUACACUGCUAUGCCACCAACAAAGCGGUUCCGCGACAUGGAACAACUGUCUGGUGGUGAAAAGACUGUUGCUGCACUUGCAUUGCUAUUCUCCAUCCAUAGUUAUAGGCCUUCACCAUUUUUCAUACUGGAUGAAGUUGAUGCUGCAUUGGACAACUUGAAUAUUGCGAAGGUUGCUGGCUUUAUUCGUUCAAAAUCUUGUGAAGGAGCGAGAGUUAGUCAGGAUGCUGAUGGCGGAAAUGGUUUUCAGAGUAUUGUAAUAUCUCUGAAAGACAGCUUCUAUGACAAAGCUGAAGCGAUAGUUGGGGUUUACAGAGACUCUGGAAGAGGUUGUUCGAGUACUCUCACAUUUGAUCUGAGCAAGUCAUAAAUUUCAUCCGUUGGAUCGUUAUAUAAGUUGCUUGCGCUGUACAGAGUUCGUGGUGCAUUUUUAUUUGUUGUUUAACGGGAUAGCUAAAGGUUUGAAUGAAAGUUUGAAUCGAAGCUGACAUCUUUUUGGUGAUAGGGAGAGAUGGAUCAAAGUCAAAGUGGUGGUCAAGGUAGCAUGUAUAGAGUGUUAGAGCAGGACCAAUGUAACUGUAAGUGUUUGUAAUCAUGGCAGAUCUCACUUGUAGUAAUGUAGUGCCUAUUUUAUUUUAGGUAGUAAUGCAGGGCGUAAUCUUAAACUGUAUCUCCCACAUGGUAUUCAUAGUGCAAGAGUUAGGAUUAAGUAUUUUAUCAUAAGAAUGAAAGUUGAUGUUGAUUCUUAAUCAUAGUAUAAACUACAUGGUAUAAAAAAAUGUGUGAUUGAUAGUCA
Molecule: messenger RNA, 2928 nt
Organism: Vicia villosa (hairy vetch)
Lineage: Eukaryota; Viridiplantae; Streptophyta; Magnoliopsida; Fabales; Fabaceae
Product: structural maintenance of chromosomes protein 1-like
Exons: 17
Coding region: 1-2502 (833 amino acids)
Biological process (GO): sister chromatid cohesion
Cellular component (GO): nucleus; cohesin complex; chromosome
Molecular function (GO): DNA binding; protein binding; ATP binding
Source: RefSeq, a predicted model, not a curated record